UAUUAUAUACAUACAAUUUUAUUUUUAUUUAGUAUAAAUUUAAUAUAUCUUUGUUGGAUGUGAAUCUCAGACUCGGAAUGUUUUAUUUAUAUUAUGAAAUAUAUUUGUUUAGUUAAAGUAUUACAAUUCUCACUUUUCUGUUAGUGCAAAUUAAAUGCGAAUUAAACUUGAAUUAUUUUCACGCGUCACUUUUAUAAGCACAAUAAUUUUAUCAUUUUAACAUGCUUGUGUAGAGUACGAGAAAAUUUAUUAUGUAAUGCACUGGGCCUGCUGGGACCUAGAAAAGUAUGUUAUCCUAAAUGCUCUAUCGCAAACGCUGUAGGGAAGAUAAGGACGAUAGCAGAAAGUCGGAAACGCCAACUCCGGAGGUGGAUGAGGAUGGUUUCUGCAUCAGACCGAAGCCAGAUCCGUGGGAGAACGAGAAGGGAUUUUAUUCCAGCUCGGACACGGAUUCGGAGGAUGAGAGGGAACGGAAGAUCCGAGUGGAGAUAAAACCCCUGAGCAACGGCGGUGCACCUAUGAGCGCCAGCGUGGACGAACUUAGGGCGACAGUGGAAAAUUUAUCUCUAUCACCUGCACCAACAGUGAGACAUUUUCUACUUAAACAUUUUUUAAAGUAG
Nylanderia fulva is the source of this 620-nucleotide messenger RNA. The record is from RefSeq and is a predicted model, not a curated record. NCBI's taxonomy places the organism in Eukaryota, Metazoa, Arthropoda, Insecta, Hymenoptera, Formicidae.